AUGGAUGAAGACUUUGUAAUUCCCUUGUGUAAGGACGAUUUAUUGAGCAGUGAAGAAGGAUCUUACGUUGUGGACGAAGUACUCUCAGUGCGUGUUCUUCCGAACAAACUUCGAGGUAGAUUUUAUUGUAGUUGACGAAACAUUUGCCGCGUUUUUACGCUUUUCUGUUUACGUUGUCAUGUUGACCAACUUUCAGAAUGCUUGUCUGAUCUUCGAUCUGGUGUGCCCACUGCCAUCGUCCAAAACUUUGACUGCUUGUUCAGUCUUUUGAGGUAAGAUUACUUCUUCGUUACUGUUUAUCUAAACCCUAUGUCUGUCCCACCAUUUUUCAACUUCCACAUGCCCUUACCAAUCGGCUUAAUGCGUAGCAAUGACAGCUGGAAGGGUAAGGUGUACUUGUGUUUUUAAAAAGAAUUGUUUAACGUUACAACCACAUGAACUUCAAAUCAGACAAUUUUUCCUUGCAGACAUUUUAAUGAAGUGGACAGUUCUCUUCGAGAGAGCACUUGGAAUAUAUUGCUUGAAGGUAUUCAUUGUUACACAACAGUUUUAAAAAUAUGCACAGUAAGAAGAAAAUGUAUGACUGUAUACAAUGGAAUUAAGACCUGAUAAGAAAGUUCCAAGUAGAUUUUACUAUAGCGGGGAAAACGGGUAUCAUCCAGGCUGAAAACUAAAAAUAACAGCAAUCCUUGGAUAGCUGACAAAAUUUACUGCCUGUAGUACCAAAAAACACGUGAAUUCUUGGAAAUUCAACGUGCUGAAGGAUUGCUCUACCAGUUUGAAAAUUUAUUUUCCCUUUGGUGCUUGAAAUAAGGGAGGAUACUGCUCAUGAAGAACCAGAACCCUUACCCUUGGAUUUGGGCUUUGAUGCUCCACCAUGGUGCUACCAGAAACUCUGUGAUGAGCCUGACAGUACUGAAGGCCAUUACAUACCAAGUGUGGCUCAGCACAGAGUUCUCCACAGAACAUUGGUGGAGCAUCAAAGCACUAAUUCAAAGUUAUUUUAUUUGUGGGGACUUAGAUCUUUUAUUUUUUUUGUCCCACAGCAAUGAAAAACACAUCUCUUUGUUGCAUUUGCCCAUACAUACUUUAGGUUCAGCAGUCAUUUUGACUGUUUACAAUGAUAAUUCUUGUACACUGUAAGUUUACACCUUAAAUGCAUUAACAUGAAAUUUAUUUUUAUUUCAUGGUGAGUUCUACUGAUCAUUGAUUUGCCAGUCAACAGGACUGGUAAAAGUGUGAAAAUAUAUUAGGCCUUUUCAUGACAUAGGGAAUUUGAUAAGGAAGAGUUGAACUUCUUUUAAUGAAAAACAAAUUUUGUGUGCCUUUCAUUUAGUUCUCUGCCAGUUCACAAAUGUACUUCCAGAAAUUUUAGAAGAUGGAGACAUUGAUUUUCAAGUUAGAAGGACACAUCUCAAUACUCUUAAGGUAUUCAAAUUACGUCAAGUACAUUAUUGUUAUAUUUAAUGCAUUUAUAGUCUCAUUUCAUGGGCUGCAAUCCUUUAACCCUGUAGACACUAGCACUAGUACGGAUAUUCUCUUCUGGGGCCGACAUAGAUACUUUGUUUAACAAUCAAGAGCUUCUUUAUUUGGUGAUCAUUUCCUUUUUUCUUGUGACCUUAAUGUGUGAUUCAGGGAUGAUGUUGUAGGGAGAAAUUAGAUGCUAGUCACUCGUAGGGGUCAGAGGGUUAAGACUAGGGCCACUGAUCAACAGGCUCUGGAAGAAACCUUUCUUUCCUUACAUCUAUCCAGUGGAUAAACAGACAAAACAGAUAAAUACAAGGAAAUGAGUUUAAUGCCAUACUCAAACAAAUGGUCUCAUUUCAAGCAAAUUAACCCUUUAACUCCCAGAAGUGGUUAAAAUGUAACGCCUUCCUACAAUAUCCAUACACUAUCCAGCAAACAGGCAAUAAGAAUACUCAAACUUAUCAGGUAUAAGCUGUCACCUUGAUCUAACAUUAAAUUUGUGUAACUUGUUUAAAAAGAAAUGUGUACCAGCCAGAGGGGAGAAUUAACAAUCUGGGAGUGAAAGGGUUAAGAAUCUUGAGGGUUUGCACGAGAUUGUUAGCUCUGUUAAAUUUGAAAAAUCAUCAUCAACUAAAAGUUGUUGUUUGUGAAUUAUUUUAUCAUUGUCACUCAAUUUUUAUUACAGAUGUUGUGCUACUUAAUAGUGCAGUUGGCAGAUGCAUUUGAAGUAGAGGCCACCAAGCCUUCCACUGAGGUCAUAGUCUCUGGAAAGGUAUUUGUUUAAAAACUAUGCAUGAUAUUUUGUAGUCCCUGAGUUUUGAUUGGUUUACAUGAGAUAAUUAUUAUGGUUAUUGGCUAUCUUCCAUCUCAUAUUAAAUGUGAUCUCAUGGAAUAAUUAUAGUAUAUUAUAUUUAGACAAUGUGUUUUCCUGGUACAAAAAACAUCUGCAACCAUGCAUUUUUUAGCAGUGUAUUUUAGGUUAAUUUUAUCAGAUUGAAAACCAAAAAUGACUAAAAAUAUUAAUGUUACUUAAGAUACUGACAAAACUUAAUUGGAUGUUGGUUUCCUCUUACAUUUGAUAAUCAUGUUUACAUUGCAACUUCAUUUUAUCUAUCUUUUGGUUUUUCAAGCGGAAGGGAAAGGCCACCAAUUCAAAGAAAAAGACAUCAUCUUCUUGGGAGUGGGAAGAACAGCGUGACGUUCUGAUUCAAACCUUGGGACAACUGAUGCAGCUUGAUGUAAACAGACUGUGGGAUCCACCCAUUAUAGAAGAAGAAUUUGUCAAGUAUGGGUGGAGAGUCUUGUUUAGAUCAAGUUCAACUGCACUUGAAGCAGAUUUGUUUCUGUUAUUGACACAUCAUUGUUAAGAAUAUUUUGGUAUAUUAUCUAUCUGUUUUGCUUUUUUAUCAGUUUAAUCACUGGUUGUUGUUAUAAAUUCCUGGAGAAUCCAACAUCUGUUAAGAAUGGAACAACAAAAGAUCUGAUCUUUAAUCUCCUGGGAGUAAUGGUGAAGAAGUACAACUAUGGUUUAGGUGAGUCAAAUUUUUAUAAUUCUGAAUUGUGCAUUUAAUGCUACCACAAUAAUUUUUGGAAUCACACUCUUUUGCAAGGUAAUUAUGGAAUUAAAAUGAUUGUAACUCUAUUUAAAUAGGGUGAGUGAAUUUGCUUGUAAACUUGCAUAAACACUGAUAUAUUAAAUCGAACUGACAGAGAAGACACAGUCUUGUGAUGGUUAUUUAUCAAUUGAAGUAUUUGUCCCAAUAUCAUUUUCUCUUAGGCAUCAGUCUGAAGAUUGUUCAGCUUUUACAACACUUUGAGCAUCUUGUCCAGCCACUGGCUCAGGCUGUACAAACAUUUGUGGACGAGUUUUCUAUUAAAGGUGUUGUCUCUGAGGUUAUAAGGUGAGGUGGUACAAGCAUGGCAUUUCCCUGAGUUAUGUUCAAAAUGUUACACUUUACAUGAAUUAAGUAGAAUGUGUGUAAUUUUUUAAUUUCUAAUUUUUAUACAAAUUGCCCAUGUUAUACAUUUCUGGUGUCAGAUUCUUUUCUUUGAUGUCAAUCAAACUAUCUAUGUCACCAAGUUAUUUCACACUUCAAGAGGAUUUGAUACACUGGGUUUAUUACAAACAGCUUAGCUAUGACAGAGUUGAUUAAAAGUGGCAUUUAACUACAGAAUUACAAAAUAAAUGUCUUACAUAUGAAAUGCCCAUGAUGUGUGACUUUUACAGUCAUACCUAAUUGGGAAAUUGGCAACGAGUCUGUUGACUGUGGUAAUCUGAAUGAGUGAAAAUACUGAGGUGGAUGCCCUCGGCACUAGAUGUGCUCCUAAGCCCUCCCUCUUCCCCUCCCCCCUUCUAGAUUUAAGCUCUACUCUAUACUCCCAUAUGAGAGCUCUUGCUCAAACUUUAGACUUCAAAUUUACCAGCACUUCCCCUUCCCAGUGUAGUUUACUAAGUGAACCAACAUUUUCUGUCCAAUGACAGUGAAUAUAUGAAAAUCAUAUAUAUGUGAGCUGUGGUUUAAAUAAUGAAUAUGAAAGUGAUCUCUAUAGUAAUGAACACCACUUAAGCAGUAAUGAAAAGUGAAAAUAAGGCCUGUAUGUACAGGCCUGAAUUGUUUUCAGGCCUUAUUUUUACUAUUGCUUAAGUAGUGUUCAAUACUGUGAAGAUCACUUUCAUAUUCAUAUCCUGUCCAGUUGACCCACCUUUGUGUAAUGGAUGAUGCUGAGAAGAAACGACUGCCUUUAAUCUUUUUAAUAUCUGGUAGAGUCUUCUGAGCUUAGGACCCUACAACUAGGAGUUUACAGUGUAUGUAUGUUCAAUACAUGUAAUUGUUUUUGAUUCUACAGAGAGAUUGGUCGCAUGGAUCCAAGAGAUCUGGCACGAGACACCAGUGGCACACGUGCUUAUGCAGACUUCCUAGUAGAACUUGCUGGUCGGGUCCCAAGUCAGAUCAUCCCCAACAUCAGUGUACUACUUUGUCACCUGGAUGGAGAGGUAAAUCUCAUAAUUUCAGAGUAACAGUUGUCUUGUUUUUUUUUACCCAAAAUACAGUAAAUGUAAUUUUGACUAAUUUAUGAUAUUCAUGUUAUUGGUCAGUGAGAACCUGAAGAAAUGUUUUAGUUUCCAAGCAAGUUUUCAGAGUUUUGAUCAGGAGAUGAGCAUUCAUGGAAGCAUAUGGAAAAUUAUUCUUUAGAAAAUGGAUCAUUGAGUAAAGAUAAAGUAAAUGAACUUGCAAAUGCUUACUAUAAAUUUUAAUAUGUCCUAUAUAUUGAUACAAUAAUAUUUCAUAACAGUCUUAUUCAAUGCGGAAUGGUAUCCUUGCCUUGAUGGGUGAGAUUGUCAUCAAAGUCCUCUCCAAAGAAGAUCUUGAUGAUGCUGCCAAGAAACUUAGAGAUCAAUUGUUAGACAAAAUGGAGGUGAGCACUAUGCCUGAAGAAACAAAUGCACAUAAGACUUAUUAUAAAAAUUUAAAGAAAAACGUGCACACCUGCAGUCAUGUUAUAUUCAAACCCUUAAAAUAUUUGCAAUGAUAUCACAGUCAGAUCAACUAGGGUACAAAAUUAAUAGACAUGACAAGACUUUCAACCAUCAGGGGCACAAAAAGUGGUUGUAAUGAAGGGAAUGGUAUAAAUUCUGUAAUUUUUUCCUGGGUAACCCAAGAAAGAAUAAUGAAAAAUAUUGUAUAUUUAACAACAAGAUUCCAUGUUGCUGUACAUCUGUUUAGGAAUAGAGUGACAGAGAAUGUCAAAAUGUGGUUAGAAAAAAAUAAGUGGUAAACAAGGUGCAGCUGAGUGUGUCAGUAACAACCACAUUUUGACAUCCUCUUUUACUGUACAGACCCAUGGCAACAAUAUGAAAUCCACUGUAUAUCAUUAGUAAGAACCAAUCAAAAUUCCAGUAUAACUCAGUUUAUCAUGCAAUGAUUUUUAUGUUUUCAAUUUUUUUGUCACUUUGAAAAGCAAAUACCCAAUAAUAUUGGAGAUGUUUUUAGGGGUGAUUACUAUGUGUACAUGUAUACAUUUUAACUUUUUUUUAUUCUCAUUAGGACCACAUUCAUGAUGUCAAUGCUUACGUAAGAAGUAAAGCCCUCCACAUUUGGCUUGAGCUUUGUAAAGAAAAGGUAACUUUAGCCACUACACCAUGAAUACUGUGGACCUCUUUGUAUUUAAGCCAUAGGUACUGAGCAUGAUUAAAUUAUAUGCACCAGUGGAUUCAGUGGUAAUUAGUUGAACAUUUCUCCACUCUGGGGCGUACUUGCUGCUUGCAAACCAUUAAUUUCUCUACGUGUGAAUGAAAUAAACUUCUCUCUAAAGUGUCACUAACCCUGAAAUUUAUUUUUUGAAACAAUUGAGAAAUUUUCGUGUUUUACGGAUCAUCACAAUGAGAAAAUUGUCAAUUCUACAAGCAAGCAUUCUAAAGCUCAAUUUUUUAAUGUUCAUGGCCACACAUCUUGGGACCUGGGUCUGAAAGGAUGUUGUGUCAUCUUGGGAACCGUGCUACAAGGUGGCAAUGAAAAACCUAAAAGAAACAGAAAGAAAGGUAGAAGGAUAACAGAUUGAGUCAUGCAAGCUGCAUAUCUGGAACCUGUCAAAUGAACUAAUGACAGAUGAACAAACUUAUGGCUGAUCAAUCUGCCUCAGAAAAUACAUUCUCAGACACUUAAGUGUGUAAAGGCAAUAGAUCAAAAGGGAAUCAACCCUUGACUUACAAACGCAUUACAAACAGAUGGAGACCUUCCAAUACACAAAUUUUUAUUUGCAUUAUCCCCCUAGUGUAAAGAAAGAAUUCGUAAAUGGAGAAGUGCUACAUUUCCUAAGAACAAAUUUAUCACGCUCCAUGUUUAAUAAAAACAUACUGAUUUUCAAAAUGGCCUUUAAGAGUAGAGGAUACUCAGACAUAAUUUUGCACAAAUAUAUCUCUGCAGCUAAUUUUUAUUGGGAGAGAAAGAGCUCUCAAGAACAAAGAAAAUAGUACACAGAAGAAAAGACUGCCUUUUUAUACAUAAUGUCCUCAGAGAAAACAGAGAUGGAGAAAUUGCCCCUUAUUCAGAACCAAAUGCACUCUAAAGUGGUAUUUAAGGAGCCACCCCAAUUAUGAUAUAAAAAACCAGAGUCAUUAAAAGAUAGCCUGGUCAGAGCUAAACUUUAAAAGCCAAAGAUUUAAAAUUGCUCACAAACGGCAGGAGUCAUGCCAGCCUAUAAACAUAUUUAUAAGCAAUCGACCUAUUUUCUCAUGCAAUUAUUUGCUUAUGGAUGGUUGUCCUCCAAAUACAGGUUGGUAUGAAGAGUGAUCCAUCUUCUAAGGAAGCUGUAUCACCUCUGAUACAGCCUCUGUUGACACCCUCCAGGCAUAAUUAUAUUAUAGUUCUUUCCUAAGUUGUAGUUUGACUGCUUUUCACAAAAGGUUAUGAAUAAUGUUGAAUUGGUUCCCAGGAUGAUGUCAUGAGGCAACCUGCCCCAUUCUCCCUUUUUCUCCUGAACAUGGAGGAGGCCAAUUUUGGGAUCUUUGAAAAUUCAUAAAAAAAAAAAUAUAAUAACUAAAAUAGAUGUGACAUUAAUUUUUUUCGACUUUGAUAUCAGAAAGAUAGGAAGAUUUGUUUUGUCAAAAAAACCUUUUUGAGGUUAGUGGCACUUGUGACCAAAAUAAAUGAACCAACUUCCCAUUGGAAAUAAAAUCCCAUCCUAUCAGACCCACUGAAUAAUGAACAAAUGGCCAUAACACACUAGAUAUUCCAUGCAACUCUAAACUUACAUUAACUGCCUGGUAACAGCUGAGUCAAAUGUCUUUGCUCAGUUUUUAUAGGAAAAUGUAGCCAAGACCGAACAGACAAACAAAACACAAAGUCUACAUGUAUAUGUGGCUUUGUUUGAUAUAAGAUAAUACACAUAUUGUCCUUUUUACAGGCAAUUCCCCUUUCACGUCAGCCUCACCUUCUGGAACUAGUGAUAAAUCGUCUUCAAGAUAAAUCUAGUAUUGUGCGCAAAAAUGCUAUUCAGCUUCUGAAAACAUUUCUCAUUUGCAAUCCCUUUGGGGCACAGGUGAGUUAAUGCAGAGGUUGUUUAAUGUUGUGAGUAAUACUUGGUAGUUAAAGCUAUUAUUUUCGAGGCAAGUCUGUUGUUUAGACUAGUAAACAUUCAGAAACUGGUAGCCAAACAUUAACUGCAGAGUGCUGCAAAAGAGAAUUCCGUUUUAUGAUCAGGCAGGGUUGUCAUUUUGCACUGACUAAUGUAUGAAUUGUGAUCAAAGAGAGAAAGGAAAUUCCCUCUGACCCCCUCCCCCCCUUAGAGGGAGUAACAGCCUACUCAGCUCAGAUCAUGCGUGGUUUUUCGCGAUACUCAAAUGUCGGUGAUCUAACUUUUUAACAAUCUCAAAACAAGAGAAAAUUAUUUGUUAUUUCAUGCGUCGUUAAUCCUAUUUACAUCAAACCUAUUCGUGAAAUCUAGGUCCAAAAAACAAAACACGGCGAGAACUAUCGAAAUACACAACACUCAGAGCCAAAUAAAACUUCUGGUUACGUUCGGAAACACAACACAGAGCCAAAUAAAACUACUGGUUACGUUCGGAAAACUUAAUUCCUCUUAGGUAAGUGUCCACUGCUUUCCUGCAGUCUCUCCACUGGAAAUCUCUUCCUUCGGGUGGAGCUGGAUAGAACUUGCAGACUGCAUCCAUGAUAACUUUAACUUUGUCAGGAUUAAGUGGCUGUUUUCCUGCCACCCCUCGCACAUUUCUGCCCCUUAGUUCCUCUGGUUGAAACAGCAUGCGAGUGAGGUGGACGGCAAAGUUUUUAACAGAGGCUGCCUUUGUUCUUAUUUCAAAUAAUUCUUCAUGACUGAAGAAGUCAUUUUGGUCCGUUGGAGUCAGUUCACCCUGCUGCUCGGCUGAUGUGGACGGCGUUGUGUUUAGCUGGACUCCUGGCGUGUCUCCUGAUAGUGUCAGGAUUGGAACGACCUCCGGAAUUGCAAUGGGAGUAGCUGGCGCAGUUACUGGCAGAAGGUCGACAGGCGGCGGGGUUUCCGGCACGCGCGUUAACAAAUCAAUCAGCAGAACAUCGAAGUUGUUCGCAAACUUAAUACGGCUAGAAUUUCAUUUAUUUGGUAGCACAAGCGCCGCGACUUGUGAUGAAUUUCGAGACAUGCGAUCGACCAAAAAAAAAAAAAAAAGACAGUUUGGGAUACAGGUGAACGAGAAUUUCGAAAGUAUUCACAAAUUACAGGUUGUAAAAUGAAAUCGCUUUUUAUUUUUUUUUUUUAUCGGGAACAGAUCUUUGGAUAACGCUUGUUAUCGGGAAUACACAGACGCCGUGGAGAUGCUAAGGCGAAUGUGACAAAAAAGUCGGCUUUGUUUGGGCCUCUUGUUAUGCAAAAUGGUUUUAAAGUGUGAUCUACUAAUGAGCUUCACUAAACGCGUUUGCGUUUGCGUGGACACGCAAACGCUAACGCGUUAAGUUCAAAACGCCGACGCGUUGGCUCUGCGUGGGGAACGCGUUGAGUGGUUCGCUUAUCUUCGAGCGGUACUGUAGUGCAUUCUCUAAUGACAAUUAUGACAGGCUCUCAUUAAUAGUGCAGUAGUAAUUGGCAAAGCUGAAGAAAAAUAAGCAAGUGGUGCCCCAUCUAUUAAGACUCAGAGUCGCACACAAAUAAGAUCCUGUUAAGUACAAAGCUGAGCAGUUGAAACAAAAAGAAAGGUCCUCCCUAGGUUACAAAAGUACGGGAAGUUUCACAGAAUGUGACUGGUGUCACAAACGUUUAAAAAAAAAAUACAAACCCCUCUUUGAUAUUUUCAUGUUUCUGUAGUUACCUUUGGACCAUUUGCGACAGAACUUAUCAAAAGAAACUGAAAAACUAAAGGAAAUGGCUCCACAGUUAUGUGAGGAACAUGAUGGCCAAGGUAUGGUAUUUUAAAUGUUUUUCAUUUAAAUGGUUAGGUUUAAGGCUCCUCUGCAAAGACUCAAACAAAAGAACAGUUUGGGCUGGCUCAAUAAAUGUUACCACUUCCAAAAGUACUGCAUGUAGUCAGAACAGCAUGUUGGCCAACUUUAUCAAAAGAGGAGUUUAAGUAACAAAUAAAGGAGCUAAAAUGUGCAGAGAGGUUAGUUGGCCCAAACCAGUUCAACCAAGUUGUUGAAAGAUAAGUUAGCAACAAAUAAUUAUAGGCCAUGACAUCAAUAUUGCAUUCGCCCCAAGACCAAAUGCAAUUUCUCUAGUCUUUGAAAAAUUUACAUGUGCUUAUUUCACCAAAUUGCAAGAGAAAUCGUUUCAUUAUUUGUUAAUAAUUUACAUGAAAAACCAUCACAGAGAGUCAAGACAGACAAAAUUUGAAAGAAUUCAGGCUAUUUGCAAUUUGCACUCGUGUCACAACUUUGCACACGUGUUGUACAUGAAAAUGCACUUAAUUUUAGCCAAUCAGAAGCACAUAAUUUUUCUUGUAUAUUAUUAACUUAGUAAAAUUCAUUGGGAGAGAAUGUAAUUACUCUAAAGGUUCACUACAGCUCCACAAGAAAUACAUGCAAGUGUCUUAAUUCCAAGAGCACAAUAUUGCAAUGGGCAUUUAAUGCCACUUGUUACAGGAUCCACUGAGCUGUGUAGAAAUAUUAUUAGAGUGGCCUGAUAUUAAUGGUGUGUGAUUAAAAAUACAUUUUUUGUUGUUGUGAAGAACUAGGUCAAUGGAUAAUGGAAUUCAAGAGUAUGAUUAGCUAAUCUGCACUAACAAUUGAGCAUUUUAGACUGUGGUCAAGGCAGUGCUAUGUCAGAUCCAGUGUUCCAUAGACCACUCCUUUUGUCCUUGGGUGACUUGUACAUGUUUGUCUCAACAGUCCACUCAAUUCUUUACAAAUGAAAAAAAGGGAGAAAGUUUCUUAAGAAACUGGUGCUGCGUUGGUGGGAGAGUAUAACAAGGUAAUUUAGUAUUAGCAACAGAGUUGAUGACACAAAUUGGCCAUUGUAAAGAGUUUCAAAGUUGACAUUUUGAGCAUUAGCUAAUACUCGAAACAUCAGCUUAGAAACUCUUCACAGUGGCCAGUUUAUGUUAUCAACUCAGUUGAUAAUACUAAAGUACCCACAAUUCUUUACCCAUUGGUUAUCUUUCUCAUCAUCUCAUGUCUUACACAUGCAUGAUGGUGAUUUCAAUAAUGAUUAUUUUUCAAAAGAUUUUUCUUUGAACUGAGAGAUUUAAUUUGGUUUCAUGUGCUGUUAGUGCCUGCCGUCCUUGAAGUUGAGGAUGUCAAGAAAAUCUGGGAGGCCAUUAAACCUGAAGUGCAAGCCACUAUUGAGGAGUAUCUUGAUCUGGAGGAGAUUAUUGAUGAAGGGGAUGGUGCAGUGGAGUUCCAAGGAGAUCGGGAAUCUGCUCUGGAAUGGUAAGGACCUUAGACUUACUGUUUGUCAUGUUGAUUUAUUUUUAGGGUCUUCACCCAGGGUUUUCAACAACAUCUCUAUGUUGUCUAUGUACUUUACAGUGCACUAAAGCAGAUUAGAGGUCAUCUUCACAAAGGUCAUCAUAAGAAAGCCCUUGCAGUACUGAAGGCUGCUAUGGUUACUUGGCCAGAGUACACAAUGUUUUUCCGUGCUGAAAGGGAUCCAGAGCUGCAGGAAGAUGGAGAAAGGUACUGGUAUGAGAAUGAUUGUGCUCCCUUGUAGCCUACAAUGGCUCAUUUCGAAACUGUAAAAAUGUGUCACGUAAGCAAGUUACUCUCUUCAUCUCAGGCCAGUUGAACAAGAUAACGACAGCCAUUAACUUCUUGACACAACAAGAUUGAUCUCUUGGCUCACAGUGUUGCCUUAACCUUUUGACUCCUAAGAGUGACUAACAUCUUGUUUCUCCUUGAAAUAACAUCCCUGAAUCAAGCACUAAGGACACAAGAAUAGAGGAAAAUAACUAAUGAUCACCAACUUUAGAAGAUCUUGACUGUUUGACAAAUUCUCCUUGGGUGCACCUUAGGGAAUGUGUUGAGAACAGUAUGGAGAAUAUGCAUACUGAUGUUAGGUGUUAAAGGGGUAAUGGUGUCUCAUGUAGAUCAAUCAAUAGAUAAUCCACGGGCACCAAUUUUUUUUUUUUUUUUUUUUUUUUUUUUGUAGCAUUUUCUGAGAUAAAAUCAUUAAUUAAAACAGAUCUACAAAAUUUCAUUUUAGUAACAAGAGUACAGAUGAAAAUCUUGUAAACAAGAGAUCAGCUGAAGAGCAGCUGUCAAUCAUGCAGGCAGUAUUUCUGGGUAUGUUAUAUACCUCUGUUUUCAAGCUUACUCUGUUAAGGUCCUUUGGCGAUAAUAACAGGAUGUUGAGGACCACGCCGAUUAAAAAAAAGGAUGUUUCUGUUUAAUUUCCACACAACUGCCAAUAUUUGGGUGGAUUCAGUUUUCUGAAUCGGUGUCACAACCAUCGUCAGGAUAUUGCGAACGAAAAAUAAGUGGAGUUCUUCAAAAGACGACAUUUUACGUUCAUGCUUUUCAGAGGAUAGCAGUGACAAUACAUUUUCCUCACUGUCUUAUUUUGCAAAGGAAGAGGGGGAGGGGAGAAGUGAGAGGGGAAAGUUGGUUCGCGGGUGUUGUAUGAUCCACGGGGUCCAGGAGGGAACAAAGCGAUAGCAUCCUUGCCGCCCGCGAGGCUUUCCCUCUUAACACCUAACGAUAAAGCUAGCUAGACUUAAACUCAAAUUUACUCCUUGUCAUCCUGGCCUUUGUGAGCUGAUCACAUUGUCCAGAUGGGACUCCGAGGGACUAUUCAUGGCGAAGUCAUGUCGUAACCUAAUCCCAUGAGAUGAUCAUUAUGUUCUUAAAUCUUUCCUUUGUUUUGUGUUGUUUCUCAAGCCGGCGACAAUGAAGAACCUACACCUCAUGUUGAAGGCAAAGACAUUGAUCCUACAGAACUUCUCGACGUUUCUGCUGAGCAUGAAAACCGUGAUACGUCAGCGGAGGGGCCUAACAAUGGAUUGGUUAAUGAAAUCACCAAACAACAGAUGGUGGUUCAGUUUCUGAAGGUAAUUAGUCUGAAUAAUGACUACUGGCUUUGCGCAAUUUUCAACCAAGCGUAAAAAUUUAUCCACGAUUGAACUGAUAUGACUCAAUUGCGCUUUGUGAUCGAGCAGUAAAAGUCGCUUCAAGUGCACCCUUUCCACCAAUAAGAUACCUAACUGCAGCCAAUUGCGACUUGAUCACCAGCAUUUUCCGCGCUUGAGGUUGCGCACUAAGUUUAUAUUUACUUCGCAUGUUAUGAGCGGAUCCCAAUUCUCUUAAGCAGUUGUGAUUACUCUAGUUGAUUUCACGACAUUUCAAGAAAAAGAGCCCUUACUGAACGUUUAGCCAGGAUAUAUGACGACUUUCUCACCGACUGCUGUCGUCUUUAGAGCAAUCUUUUGCUUACAACAAAUUUUUAUUUGACUUUUUCUUCCUCUAUUUACCACUCGAAGAUUUUAUUCGUUAUUGAGUUGUUUCACAUCCGUCAACCUUUUUUUGUGCUCUCAGGAAACGAUCUGUACUGCAAAAAGACGUGAAAUACAUCAGGACUAUUUUCUCAACUCAAAAAAAUCGUCUGCCUCCAAUUGACCUGUGAGGGGUGAAAAUGUGCUCGUUAUACAAAUAGGGGUAAUUUUUAAGAUCAGCUGUUUUAAUUGGUAGGAUUACGUACAUUUUCAAACCCAAAUGGAGAGAGCCAUCCCUACCUUGUGUCAACUUCUCGGCUCCAAAAGCAUCACGGAUGUUAAUGAGUCUAUCGAAUUCUUUGUGGUCGCCUCUGAGUUUGGCUUGCAGUCUGCCAUUAUUGGCGUGCGAAGGAUGCUGGUAUUGAUUUGGUCGCGUGAUACAGCCGUUCGGGAUGCUGUGGUGGAGGCGUACAAAGGCUUGUACUUGGACCCAGUGGCGCCAAAUGCUAGGUAUGUACUUUUUUUUGUUACAUUUUGAACUACAUUUAUUCACAACUUAUUGCCGUCUCGAAUAUUAGUUAGAGUGAUCACUGUUUUUAUCUCUACAAUUUUAACCUUUCUUAUAACAGGCUGUUGUGAGUACAUGUACUUUGAUUUUGGUCUUAUGACACUCAUUCAAAAAGGCUUCUACAGCGACGCGAUGACUUAAGUUUGAGGAAUGGUUAUGAGGUGUAAAUUAUGACGGGAUUUCCAGGAAGGAAAUCAGAAAUUUUAUAGUUAUGUGUGUAAGAAGUACCACGCCGUCUCCGAAAAAUACUUCGUGAUUGGCUGGUGGCAUUUCUGUAACAAAUCAGGUACUGAGAAUUUAGAUAACUUUUCGAUUGAGCGUCCUUAAACGAUAACCAAAGUUAUUUACAAUAGUCCUGCGGAUUACUUUUGUUAUCUAUAAUUUUUCCUAAGUGCGUAUUCCCCUCGUAACUGUGAAGCAUGGGGUACGUUUACCGAUAACUUAAUCCUUUUCAGCACUUGUAAGUGAAAAUUUUUUGUGCAUGAUUUGUUAUUCUUUCUUAUUCCAGAACUAAAACAUCAUUGAUUGUGAAAAACCUGAUCACUCUUACUCAAGGUGCUUCAAUGGGUGAUCUGACUUCUCUUGAGGAGCUGGUAGGUUUAGUCACCAUUACUUCUGUACAAGUUUGAGAUGGCAUCAACUCGAUUUCCUGAUUCAUUUGCAAAUUUGCAAUGUUCGCUGAAAAAUCAUUGAGGUAGCUUUCAAAUAUUUCAAAUCUCUUUCUCAUAGAUGAGUGAGUUGAUGAAAGGAAAACUUAUUCCUGUUGCCGUUAUAAAAUUACUGUGGGAGAAAUUCACCAUGAAGGUAAAAAUGCAAAAGUUUGCAUAAAACCUUUAUUCAGUGUCUUGUGUUAGGGUGGUAUGCGUUGUUUUCACACGUUGUAUUUGUUAAACUAGUCAGAACCCUUCAAUUACCAUUUUUUGAUCGCGAGGCACGAAGGUACUCUCAGCUUAAAGACAUUUGUUGUUUUAGAUCGCAGCUAAGACUCAAAGUAACAGUGUCACAUGCUGAUCUGAAAUUGUUCUGACAAAUCUUUUUAUUUUGAAGUUUCGUGGAAGGCUAAAACUAGGACUUCAGAGGGGUUACAGAGGGUUAUCCGGAUAGCAUAAUCAUUAAAAUUUAGAUUUGAAUUACAUCCGUGUAAAGAUUAUGAUGUAUAUUGUUUUCCUUAUGCAGAAGGGCUUUUGCUUCUGUACAAUAAGCAAUCCGGUGAUCUCAUUUUCAGGAUCCACAGACCACUCAAGAGGAAAGCAGAAUGGCGUUAGUUCUUUUGGGAAUGUUGGCAGGGUAAGAUCUUAUUGGUUCUGCGUCAUACACUCGAUUGCUAAAAUGUCGACACCUAGAGGCGUUUGCAAUAAACUAUGAGACCUUAUGGCAUUAUGGGCAAGCUGCGCAUGGCCUCCAUUUGUUGCUUUUAGUGAAUGAAGGAAGCUAUCCAAGUUUUCCAAAAUAUUUUCCAUGAAUAACGAGAAAAAAUGAAUCACUAGUUAUGUUUCCUUGCAAACAUUUUCCAUGAAGCCGUUGGGUCUCAUCGUUCAUGAAUCAUUCUUUUAGGGGUCAAAAUUUUCGCAAUCGAACGUACGCAAAAACAAUUGUUAUUUUCAUGAUAAGUACUUUUGGCACUAACAGAAGUGAAGGAAAAUUUGUGAUUGGUAUAAAAUUUCUGAUCAAUAGUUUUCUUCUGCUGUCUUUAUGUUCACUUUUAUGUUCUUAAAUAUCCUUGGUUGUGUUCUAGAGCUGAGAUGGACAUAGUUCGUACUAACAUUGACGUGCUGGUCUCAACGGGCCUGGGACCAAGAGCUGAAGAGGACUUUCUCUUGGCACGUGACACCUGCGUGGCUUUAUUAAAACUUGGCCAAACCCAUAAGGUAUGCGAGUUACUCUUACCAACUGAGUUGGAUGCUGAUGAUGUUUGGAGCAGAUGCUAAUUUUGGUUUCACACUACUUUCUCAACUGCGAAACAUCGUGUUUCCUUAUUUUGUAUUUUUCUUGUCGUCCUUGGGGGUUUUGUCUCUUUUUUUCUUUUGGGGGUGGGGAGGGAGAAAUCUGGUGGAUCUUCAUCUCGAUCUUUUGAUAUUUGCAAAAUCAUUUAAUGGUAAGAAAAGGGUUUCUAUGUACUUUUAUUGAUAUUUUACUUAUAAUUCGUAUACGCGGUUAAAUUUUGUUUCUUUGUCUGUUUUUCAAAUAGAAACCCGGCUGCAGUGCAGCAGAACCAUUCCGACUUCCUCCCAAGCACACGAUAUUUGAACGGCUCACAGAAAUACUAGUAUCAGGUUUGUACGAAGGUAGAUGACGGCUGAUGGGGAUACAGACAUUUCCUUUGUAACUUCAUUAAAAAAAUAGAGGGGAACGGUAAUUUUUUACCAACCAACUGGUAGUUUGGUUAAUGAUACAUUUUUCUUCUACGAUAUUUUUAAAUUAAUAUCAUUGUUAAUAUUAAUAAUAAUAAUAACAUUAUUAUUAUUAUUAUUAUUGCUAUUAUUAUUAUUAUUAUUAUUGCUAUUAUUAUUAUUAUUAUUAAUUGAUCAUUAUUAUUAUUAUUAUUAUUAUUAUUAUUAUUAUUAUUAUUAUUAGGCAGUUUGGUUGUUUUUACUUUGAGCCCCAUUGGCUCUUAAUGGUAUUUUCCUUUUCCUCGGAUUCGGCACUUAAUCGAAAGGUAACUAACUUUUGUUCAAAGGUUGCGCACAACUCUUUUUUGCUCAUGAGUUUAUGUGAACAUUUCUAGGUGUCCGUAAGCUUGAUCAACUGGUUUGGACUCCGCUAAUGGAAAAAGCAAUAACUGUGAUUUAUGUCCUUGCUGAACAUCCUGAAACAAUCGCAGAGAAUAUUAUCAAGAAAAUAGCAGCUUGUUUACUGGAUAAAACUACACAAGAUAAGGAGGAACCUCGGAACAAUCAAAACGGUAAAUACGUUGUGUGAUGUUUCAAGACUUGCGCUUGACAAACAAUUACACAACUGCAAAAUUGCCGAGCGAUUUCAAUAAAAGUCAGUCAGCAGCGGUCCGCCGCUGCCUCAAAGACCCCUCACCGCUGUCUGUUUAGCCUGCUCGCAGGCUCUCGUGUUUGGGUUUCACCUUACGGCCCAGUUGCCUAUUACACCAUCGGCAGCCGCUUAUGGAAAAAGGUCAAUGAAACCAUCGAUGACCCGUCAUUAACUGUGUGAAAUCUCAAGAUACAUGGAGCUUUGCUUAAUAAAAACAUUGGUCAACUAUUGCUUUCCCUUCCACUGUUUUAUUGGCGGUGCUGUUGGCUGAAAUUUAUACGUUAAUCCCUUAUUUCUCCGUGUAGCUUAAAGUUAUCGUGAACUGGAAUACGAGUAAAUAGAAAAUUUUCGAUAAAAAUACCUUAGUUACUCAUUAUCACUUAUUAAAGCAAGUUUCAAUCAGUGUCAAAAAUAAUCCUGGGUUCCCUUUGUUUUUGCUUUAGUUUUCUCUGCGAUUGGUCCAGAAAACUCGCGCCACUUUCUUAGCCAACGUGAUCCAACCUGACUCUUGUGCUGCCUUGUGAAUGACCCGAUACGUCAAUUACAAUUGAGAAAGAGGCUUCGAACCGCUUGGUUUCGUAUUUAUCCGUUUUAACGAGCAACUUUGUUGAGUUUGAAAUGAAGUUUGUUUUAUAUGGUUUUUCAGAUUCUGUAGAAAGCAACCCUGAUACAGACAGAAACGCCGGAAAUUCUCCAACCACGUGCCACGCUGGUAUUUUGGCGCGAUUCUUCAGCUUGUCUGGUCACGUGGCCUUGCGUCACAUGGUUCAUUUGGAUGUGGGAGUCCUGGGGGAAAUCAAACGACGACAGGUGAUCGAAGAGAAUGAUAAGGAGAAAGAGAAACAGGCUAAGAAGACGAGAGGAGCUGGGAGCGAGUGCACUGCCAAUUCCACAAAGGUAAGGUGCAAAGUGGGUUGGACAGAUAGGAAUGGUAUGAGAACAUCACUGGGAAGUCCCUAGCAGAACAGUUGUUAGAACUGUUAUUAACAAUUAAAUUGCAACAAUGUGACAGUUUUAGUUGCCCUUCAAGGUUAGGAUGGCACUGACCCGUGAGUUAAACUUCUUAGGCAAAUGCAGGACUUUUUGAUUGGCAGAAAUGUUUAACAAGCACUGGUUGAGCUGAAUAUAUCUAUUUACAUAUAUGGACAUAUUUCAUUUGAAUCCUUUAAGGAUCCAGGUGCGUCGGAGACGAUCGAGGAGGAACUGGGGCUGACUGGGGCCACAGCCGAUGACGUGGAGACGGAAUAUGUGAGAAAAAUCUGUGAACACGAGAUUGUUACUGGUAUGACGUACAAAUAUUUGGACAAGUUGUGCGGUUUAAUUUACAUUGUUAUACCAGUCAGUGUGAUGAUUUUGAUCACCAUCAGUAUCUAAGCAACUGCGCACCCACUUUUCACAAACCCGGUAUUGACAGUUAUCAAUAAAGGGGGUAAGUUUCUAAAGAAACUGUGGUGUUGCGUUGGUGGGAGAGUAUAACAGGGUAAUUUGGUCGUAUCAACUGAGUUGAUAAUGUAAAUUGGCCUCCGUUUUGAGUUUCAAAGCUGACGUUUCGAGCGUUGCCCGGGCCCUUCGUCAGAGCGAUGACGAAGGACUAACGCUUGAAACGUUAUCUUUAAAACUCAAAACGGAAGCCAAUUUAUUAUUCUUCAGGUAACUGUUGGGUUAGGAGAGGAGAGGUGCGCAGUUGCUCAUGUACUGACAUUGAUACAGAUCGUUUGCUGUUUUGUUUAUAAUUUCCUUGCGUCGUUUUAGUAAUGUUCUCAAAACGUGCUCGUGUUGUGUUCACAACAAAACAGGGGAAGAGGUUGUUUGCAACCGAUUCAAAUAAUGCUCGUAAUAAAAUGGAGAGUUUGAUUCGUUUUAUUUUGUAGCGCUAUGCUUUAUAGAGAGAAAGAGAGAGUGAUUAGAGGGCAGGGAAAUAUUUUUUAUUAGCAUAAUUUGAUUCGUAGUUCAGUUGAUAACAUCAUUUAUUUACACACACCAAUUAUUUUAACCAAGCUAAAACAGUUUCUUAUAUGUAUAGGCAGCUGUAAACAAAUUAGAGGUGCUAGCUUUCUAAUCCACUAGGAACUUUUAAAUAUUACUGUAGUGCCCACAGCGGGCUUACUAAAUGUUGUUCAAUGAGCAUAUUUCCUUUCUAACUUUGGAUUCUUUAGGUGGUACGCUACUGGCCACCUUGCGCCCACUGUUAGUGCAUGUCUGCAGUAAUCCUGUAAAGUUCAGUGAUACAAACUUGCGAGCCGCUGCGUCAUUAGCUCUUGCUAAGUUCAUGUUGGUCAGGUAAGUUCAUGGCUAAACUCUAAUUAAUCAUAUCCCGUAGUUCUACACCUCAUUUGUUUCCCCCCAUCCCCCCGAAAACAAACAUCCAUUUGUUCUUUCGUAAGUAAAACAAGGCGGUCAUGUCGACUGAUAGUUUUGCAAUACAGUGUGCUAUACUUCCUAAUUUUCAGUUCUUUUAAGUCUUUCAAAAAGAGAGAAAAUAAAAGCCAGUAAGUUUCAUUUCUAAAAACUGUUUUACCAGUUCUUGAUUUAUCAGAUAUGAAAUUGGAAAAAAAAACUGGUCGCCAAAGGAAAAGAUGAAGAGUGAAACGACAUGUUUGAAUCGCUUCUUAUUCAUAUAGAUUUUUGCAAAACUGUCUCUGUGAGGAUAAAUAUUCAUCAUAAUUAACAGCACAGUAGGUCUGUCAGCUUGGAUUCUCUGCACAUUGCUGUGGAAGCGUAUUUUGUCUUGCAUUAGCCGUAUGUUUGUGCCACGAGGUUUCAUUUUUCCAAACUAUCAACUAAUUUUUUAUGUUUUUACUUGUUUCAGCUCUGAGUUUUGCGAAGAGCAUCUCCAACUUCUGUUCACGAUUCUAGAAAAGGUAAUUUUGCUUUGUUUAGUACGUCAUGUACAUACUCAUAUCUUGCAGUAAACAACUGACUAACAGCUUUGGUAAAACUGCUGAAUCAAAGCAAAAAAUUCAUUUUUUUCUAAACCUGUUUAAGAACCUGUUUUCUUUUGUGUGCCUUUUAGGCUCCACAAGCCACUAUCAGAGCAAACACUAUAGUUGCCGUUGGUGACCUGACGUUUAGGUUUCCUAACCUGAUUGAGCCAUGGACACCUCAUCUGUACGCCAGGUGACGAAACCCCUCAUGUUACUAACCCUUUACAAACUAACAUCACUAUGCAUGUUCUCCAUGCCGUUCUAUAUAAGUUUCCUAGGGUGCGGACAAGGAGAAUUUGUUUAAUAAUCAAGAGCCUCUUUAGCUUGCGAUCAUUUCCUUUAUCUUCCUAACCUUGAUGUGUGAUUCAGUAAGGAAAUUACAUGCUAGUCACUCUCAGGGGUUAAAGGGUAAAAACUUCACCUGAAUGGCAUACAUUUCCUAAAAAGUAAUUUUAAUAGUGUUUAGUAGUCACCCACUUUUCUUUCUGAAAAAUGUCACUAACACUUUACGAUUAUCGAAGUACAAACUGCAAAAUGUCAAUGAAAAACUGUUGAAACGGUUAAGAAACCAACCAUUAUUCGGUUGCCUUUCCCGUGCCAUUAAGGGGGAAAAAUUCAUUCGAGCCUUAAGAAGCCAACCGUGACAACUUUUUUUUCGGUACAUUGUAGAUUGCGCGAUGAGUCUAGCCACGUGCGUAAGAACACGCUGAUGGUGCUCACGCAUCUAAUUCUGAAUGACAUGGUCAAGGUCAAAGGUCAGAUCAGUGAGAUGGCCACGUGUUUAGAGGACAAAGACAGUAGAAUAUCCGAUCUGGCCAAACUGUUCUUUUUGGAAUUGUCCAAAAAGGUAAGAUUCUUUCAAUUUGAGGUUACUUCUAUUUAACUUUAAGCUCUACUUACCCCAAUAUAAGCAAUAGCGUUAUACAUACUAAUCUGAACAAUCGACUUUGAAAGCUUCAGAACUCAAGACUAGCCCGAGCAGCCAUUUAUCAUUUCCUUUACUUAAAAUCACUGAGUUGAGACAUACCACACAAAUAUCAUGAGGGAGAUCGUGACCCGCUAAUUUCACCACAUCUCUCACUCAUGAUGUGACUUUAAGAUGCACACGCUUCCAUUUCACACUGAUAAGCUAAUAAGCAGCAAGUAUUUCUCACAGUAUAACCACAAGGUUUGUAAGGGUUCUGGAAAAGCUGGAAAGGCCUGGAGUUUUAUCCUAACGUUUUCCAGGACUAGAAAUACCUGGAAAAAGACUACAGGUCCUGGAAAGUCCUGGAAAUCUGCGCAACUCAAGAAAUACAGAGAAAGAUGUUUUUCGUCUUGUCACGAGCGUGGGACAAAGUGAAAAUUUCUGAGUUCCCGUGAGGAAUCGAAUCGGGGGGCUCAGAAAUUUUUUCUUUGUCCCACGCUCGUGACAAGACGAAAAGCAUCUUUCUCUAUUUCUUUACCGCACUCAAAACUUCCCAUCUCUCUUAUUCUAUUUUCAAGCAAUGCAGCUUUCAGAAUUUGUUAGAAAUGUGUGUAGACCGUAAGGAGAACUGAUUUUGAAAUCUUGGGAAUGAAAGAGUUUAAGGUGAAAUUUGGAGUCCUGGAAAAAUCGAUCGAGAUCCUGGAAAGGUCCUUUAAAUUUUGUUUUUGAAAAAAGGUACGAAACCUGUAAUCAGGCUAAUGUUCACUUUAGGGCAACGCUAUCUACAAUAUUCUACCAGACGUGAUUAGUCGUUUAUCAGACCCCGACUGUGGUACUGAAGAAGAACUCUUCAGAAACAUCAUGAGGUAUGAAUAUUUACAGGAUGAAUUUGUAUAAUAAUUUGCUUCGCUAUUGUAAUUGUAAUUGCAUAUUGAAAUAUAAAUCAUAAGAUAGAUCAGACCAUCUUCGCUCCUACCGGGGAACCUUGGGCGUCGAACGUGGAUCGUCUCCGGAAAAUGUUUUCGCGGUUCUUUUCACCCCUACCCAGGUGGUGAUAUUCUUGUCAAGCUCAUCUUGGACAGUGCUUCUCUAUACCCUAUUCAAACUUUUUUUUCUUUUUUUACUAUAUCACAGGUACUUGUUGUCCUUUAUCCAGAAAGAUCGUCAAUCUGAGAGCCUUGUGGAAAAACUGUGUCACAGAUUCAGAGCAACUAAGUAAGUGCGCUGUUUGUAUUGCACAGAAAAUUUAACAACCAUUUGAACCAAACACGUAAGUAGAGGUGUGAAAACAGAGGCAGCCCCAUGAACAACUAGUAACCUUGGAAGUAAAACCAAGUUCACUUAGAAAAAGAUCUUUAAAUUCCUAAAAAUAAACCGAAACGAUCAGGGAAAUGUUCUUUCACCAACCACUAAGAGAGAGAGUAUGUUGCAUGACGAGACCAAAAAGGUGAUUGAUAGGAAACCAAAUCAGAUGAACCGACAAAAUCUAAACGUCCAAUCAUGAUGUGUAAUCAAACAGGGGUUACGUAGACUCGGAACCUCAGAUACACCUUAGUUUAUCGGAUAGUUUUUAAGAACCUGUCUGUAUUUUAACAACCACACUCGUAGCAUUUUUCCCUGUAGUGCAUCAUUCAUUUCUGAGCUGUUUGAAGACAAAAACUACACUAUCCUCUUUUCUUGAUGGCACCUUUCCCCUUGCAUCUUCUUUUCAAUCAGGACCGAUCGUCAGUGGCGUGAUCUCGCUUUCUGUCUGUCCAUGCUUUCGUACAACGAACGAGGAAUCCGCAAAUUGCAGGAGAACUUCUCUUGCUUCCACGAUAAACUGGCCGAGGAAGAUGUGUACCACUCCUUCCUGAACAUUGUCGGGAAAAGCAAGAAGUUUGCCAAACCAGAAGUGAAGGUAAGAAAAGCGUCAGUACAGAGCCUCACCCCAGCUCUACUCUAAUUAUCUCGCAAAAAAUGAAUCCAAGGGAAUUUUGAACGCAAAGAAGAUUAUGUUGUGAUAUUGCAUCGGUUUUGCUUUUCUUCACGUCGUGAUUAGUCGGGAAAAGUCGCGGAAUCCUCUCACCCAAAUAGUUGUAAAAUUUAUGCCAGUGGGAUUGCAGGUAUGUAAUUAUGGUUUUCAUUGGUUCUUUGUGGUAUUUUGUUACCGCUGAUUGGCCUUUUUUUGGUGUUUUGGCGAGUAAUAGAAAUACGCUCUUUUAGGAGGACCGUUUUUACGCCUGAUGUUGAUUUUCCACAACACGUCAUCAAUCUUUGCAGUCAUAAAAUGUGUGAAUUACUAGACUCUCCACUCAAAGUAAAGCAGUGUACGGUGAUAGGAAGAGAGAACUCAUCUUUUCAAUUCCUUGUCAACAGGCUUUAGUGGAUGAAUUGGAACAGCGCAUUAACUUUUGUCACACAAAGGGAAUGGAAGACGAGGAGGACUAUGAACGAGCUUCCAAAGCCGUAGGAGCGGCAACGGGAAACAAACCUAAAAAGAGUGCAGCUACCCCUGCAGGUGAGCGUUUUUUGAUUUGUUUUGUUUUGUUUUUUUUUUUUUUUUAAAUAGCUCAACUUGCUGUUAGUUUGCUGUAUGUGAUACACCGGUGUGAGAUUCUUUCUUUUUUUUGCAAUCAAAACGAUUGCAAAAGGUAAGUACACAAAGAAUAUCUACAAAUCUUUUCGCGAAUUCGGAAGUAUUACGUAAACGAAGUUGUUAUUUUUUAGCGAAGACAAGCCGAGGCCCUAAAGGUCGCACUCCAGGUACCAAAAAACGGCAACCAAAAACUGUCGACGACAGUGACGCUGAAGAUCCGAGUCCCAUGCCCUUCAAGACCCCUCGCAGUGUUGCCCGACCGCCGAAGGCUGGAAAAGAAAAAUCUACCAAUCAGAAUCGGCGAAAAAUGCCUUCGUUUGAAAGCGACGAGGACGAUAGCAUAGAGUUAUUUGACGUCGGCGAAGAGGAGGAGGAUUGCCAGAGAGGAAUUGAUUGGAAUGACGAGGAAAAUGUCAAUCCAAAUGUAACGAGUAAAAAUAAAGCAAACGACGCCAUAUCGAAGAAGGGAAGAAUCAACUCGCAAAGAAAAUCAAACCGAAGGCGUGUUAGUAGCACGUGACAAGCUUACUUGUCAAACCGGCUGUAAAUAUGUAUGGUUUAUCUUAUUAUUCUUGAGUGAUUUCAAUAGCCCGAAAUGUAAAUUAAGGGACUGUUUUAACUUACUGUGUGAAUCAGUUUUAGCAGCAUCGAACUCGUAGCUUUAUGGUAUUGUUUUGGGGGAAAAUCAACUCAGAAUACAAUGAAUCUUUUAUCGACAAGGGGCUCUGUGAUAACUAAGAGAAAUAAAGAUAUUUUAAAGUUAUGAAAAGGAGCUUGUUCAUCGUUUUUUAGAGAAUAUAGUUGUUGGUGUAAGUUUGAUUUCGUGUUACUCAUUUUUUAGUGAAUUAAACUUAAAAGUUUCGUGAGACUUUUAUUUUCCAUUUUACGUUAAAGCCUGUACAUAAACGUUUUUCUAAUUUCUAGCAUUAAAAGACUUAAGUG
Pocillopora meandrina is the source of this 23718-nucleotide messenger RNA. NCBI's taxonomy places the organism in Eukaryota, Metazoa, Cnidaria, Anthozoa, Scleractinia, Pocilloporidae. The record is from the annotation of a GenBank genome assembly.